Molecule: messenger RNA, 561 nt
Organism: Dracunculus medinensis (Guinea worm)
Lineage: Eukaryota; Metazoa; Nematoda; Chromadorea; Rhabditida; Dracunculidae
Source: the annotation of a GenBank genome assembly
AUGGAGGAAGAAGAGAGGAAAGAAAGAAAAAAGCGCGAACGAGCCCAAGAAGCCUUGCGCAAAGCCGAUCGAAUUCGAGCUGCACAUGAAGAAUUGGCAGGGGAACGACGAGCGGCACGAAUGAAAAGCCAUACUUCAUCAUCCUUUGAAUCAUGCGAUAGAUUAGAAUGGUGGGAAAAAAAACAACCAAAAUCCGAUAACCGCUUUUCAUCGCCUGUUAUCCCGGCACUCAGAGAUCGCCGUGAUUCAAAUUCGUCUCAAAGAAUUAAUAACAAUGAGCAAAUUGGCUUGAAUUUUGAUUCAAUGAAUAUAAAUUCCCGACCAUCGUCGAAAUUAAGCGAUAAAAGCUAUGAAGGACCACGUAAAUCAAAUAGGAAGUCUAAUGGUGAUCUAAAAAGUCUACAGCCGAUGUCAUUACAAAAUAAACAACGAGCGAAAUCCGGAGACAACAGAAAUCGUUUGACGAAUAGUGAUGCUGGAGGAUAUGAUUCAACAUUUGGUAACGAACUUGAACGAGAAGCGAUUAAAUCUCGAGGCUUUACUGUCCCGAAAAAACCCUAA